Molecule: messenger RNA, 1795 nt
Organism: Carcharodon carcharias (great white shark)
Lineage: Eukaryota; Metazoa; Chordata; Chondrichthyes; Lamniformes; Lamnidae
Product: porimin-like
Exons: 5
Coding region: 105-575 (156 amino acids)
Cellular component (GO): cytoplasmic vesicle
Source: RefSeq, a predicted model, not a curated record
AGGGAGCGCGCUUGACUUUGGGCAUCUUGUGUGAGGGCAGCGAGCGAGCGAGCGAGCGGGCAGGCGGCGUUGGGGCACAUUUUUCCGGCUGAAGCGGCCACACUAUGAACCCAGCGCCGUUUUCUGUUUGUGUAGUGCUGCUGCUGGCUCUAACUGCUUUCACCUCGUCUUCGGCGUCUGAUGCAACUGCAAAUAAUUCAAGCCAAACCCCAAAUGCUACUUCUAACCCAACUACUGUGAAAGCAACCAUUCAACUUCCUCACACAAUAGCUACUAUGCAAACAACCAACAAUACUGGGAACACAACAACUAUGCAUAUAACCAGCAGGCCAGCUCCCACCAAAUCUGGGAAUAGCACUGCAACUACUACCACAGCAACUUCUGCUAAUAAUACAAGUGCUGGCAUUCCUACAACCGCGUUGCCUAUUGUUUCACAUUUUGAUGUUGGAAGUUUUGUAGGUGGUAUUGUGUUGACUUUGGGUGUCAUAGCUGUUUUCUACUUUGGACGAAGAUUUUGCGUUUCCAGAAGUGGCACUCGGUACAGAACCAUUGAAGAAACUGAAGCAAUAAUCUAAACACCAUCAAAUAAGACAACGCCUCAACAGAUUGUAUUGCUUUUUCCAUGAACUAGAAUCUACAAUUGCAACACUUAUGUUUUUUUAUUAAAAAGUCUAUGUUCCGAUUUCGGCAUCAUUAAAAUGCUAUCCUUUUGUAGAAGUUUUUCUACCUAAAAGCACUGUUGCAUUGGAUUAAUGUUUUUACAUUUUAAAGCAUGCAAUAUAUUUUUAAAAUCUGAAUGUGCCUUUUGAGCUUAACUGGCAGCUGGUGACCUGGUGUCAGAGUCUGAUGACUUAAUGUCAUGAGUAACAAUGCACUGAGUAUAGAAAUUCUCAGGGAUCCAGAGAUUAUCAUUCAAAGUUAGCUUUGGAUAUAAUCUAAAUGGUACAAAGCCAAACUUUACCCCUUCAAGAUUCAGAUUUUCUCAACUGGUUGAAAUGUCCAAAGCUAAGCUUUAGUUCUUCAGAAAUCCAAACUAUUCAGCCUUGAUCAUCCAAGACCAAAAUCUCAAAUGUUCAACUCAACUGAUCAAUCAGAAUGUCAACAUCAUAACUUGAUGUGCAGAGAAAAAGACUCGAUAUCUAAACUGUAACUGCAUAGUAAUAGAUUACAUAUUUUAUUACUGUUAAUAUUAGUGGAUAAAUGCUUAAUGAGUUUGUAAAAUAUUACUUUGCUAUUUUAAUGGUUGUCAACUCACUUAAAAUGCAUUGUAUGUUUUGUUGUGAAAGACACCAAUAGUAAUUUCUAGGUUGCCAACUAUAUUUUACUGAGUUAUGUUUGUUUUAUUGUUUAAAAUGUAUUUUUAAACUUAAUUAAAUAUAAUUUUGCUUUCUGUACUGAUCACUUAAGGUAGAGUUCAACUGGCCCUUAAAACAUUUCUGCUUUUUUAAAAUAAAGGCUUUAACUGCCAAAUCUGUAACCUGUGCAGCACCCUCUUUGAGCUUUUUGAGGUAGUGUGUGGUUAGAAAUUACAAUAGUUUAGAUGCCAGCUGCCUUCUCUGUUUGUUGUCCUGCUGAAGUUGCAUAGUUGCAUUUUAUAAAACCUGUACAGGACUUGUUAAAAUUUGAUUCACUUUAGUAAUGUGUGUUCCUAAUGACUUGAUUCCAGCAAUUUUGAAUUCCACUUAUUUGGUUAAGAAAAAGGAUUAUCCAUAAAAUGGGAUGAACUUUUAUUCAAUAUGAAUAGUUAAUGUCACACAUUUUGCAAUUUAAAAAUAAUAAACAUUACAAACCAGAA